AAAGUUGGGGUGACGGGUCCACCGGACCCUCAGAUGCGCUGUCCGUCAGUUAUCGAAUUUGGCAAGUUUGAAAUCCAGACGUGGUAUUCCUCUCCCUACCCCCAGGAGUACAGCAGACUACCCAAGCUCUACUUGUGUGAGUUCUGCCUGCGCUACAUGAAGAGUCGCAGCAUCCUCUACCAGCACAUGAAGAAGUGCAACUGGUUCCACCCCCCUGCUAACGAGAUCUACAGGAAAGACGAUGUCUCUGUAUACGAGGUUGAUGGGAAUGUGAGCACAAUCUACUGUCAGAACCUGUGUCUGCUGGCCAAGCUGUUCCUGGACCACAAGACCCUCUACUACGACGUGGAGCCCUUCCUUUUCUACGUCCUGACCCAGAACGACGGCAAAGGUUGCCACCUCGUCGGCUACUUCUCCAAGGAGAAGCACUGUCAACAGAAAUACAACGUGUCAUGCAUCAUGAUUCUUCCACAGUACCAGCGCAGGGGCUACGGACGCUUUCUCAUCGACUUCAGCUACUUAUUGUCCAAAUGCGAGGGCCAGCCAGGCUCUCCAGAGAAGCCUCUGUCGGACCUAGGCCGACUGUCCUACAUGGCCUACUGGCGCAGCGUGGUGCUGGAGUGUCUCCACGAGGUCCGCGAUCGGCAGAUCACCAUACGACAGCUUAGCAAGCUGACUGGCAUCUGCCCGCAGGACAUCACCACCACGCUGCACAGCCUCAACAUGCUAGAGCAGCGAGGAGACAGGCUCGUCCUGGUGCGGAGGGAGAAGUUGGUGUCUAACCACAUGGCUCGUCUCAACGCCCGGCCACGGCAGCUGGAUGUCGACCCCGAGUGUCUCCGCUGGACUCCCGUCAUUGUAACCAACACUGUGGUCUCUGAUGCAGAUGACAACGACGAUGAGGAGGACGAAGAACCAGAGGAAGACAACCGCAAGGAGAUCAAACCAAGUCACAGGGUCCCACCAAUGUCCUGGCACAUGCGCCAAGGGAAGAAGAGGGAUGAGGACGAGGACGAGGAAGUAGAAGAGGAAAGAAAGAGCUUGCCGGGGUUUCCCAUUAGCCAAAGCUCUCCAACUCCCCCUCCCAUUCGCUGUCCAGCCUCUGUCCCAGAGCCACCACGUCCCCCUCCCCCAACAAAUGGAGAACGCCGACCACGAGGGCGCCCACCCAAAAACUGGCCUUGCAAGGUGAAAGACAACACACGGGGGGACGACCACCUAAGAAUCCGCCCCGUGGAGGACGAGGAUGAUGAGGACGAGGAGAGAACAGAGGGAGGAAAAACCACAAGCUCUGCCUGCAGCCCUCCCUCCCUUUUCUCCCUGGAUGACGCAGAUUCCACAGCCUUUCACUCCUUGAACAUGGCCAGGCACCCCUCCAUAACCCCUACACGAAGAGGGCGGCCCCCAAGGAAAAAGAGAGGCCCUAAACCCAGAAUGAUGGAAGGGCCCGGAGAGGGACUAGCACAGCUAUCUGUGGUUUCCAGGUUGAAUGAGUCUCUGCCUGUCAGGAAGAGCUGCUUCAGUGAAAGCAGUGAAGAAGAGGAGGAUGAUGAUGACGAAGAUGAUGAAGAGAGUAGGGCAUGCUCCCCACCCAUCCUUACCAAGCCUGCCAUGGGGCUUAAAUGCAAGAAGCCACUGAGGAAGCGUCGCUUUCGCCAGCGGAGCCACCCUCACAGCAGCGUGGUGACAGAGACGAUUUCUGAGACCACAGAAGUGUUGGAUGAGCCCUUUGUGGACUCCGACUCGGAGAGGCCUAUGCCCAGGCUGGAGGAGGAGACGCCCCUGGGCCACCCACUGCACCGCUACCCCCCAGCCCGCUCUGCGCUGAGGUUGUCUGACCCAGCGCCCAAAAGGGGCCGGCACUCCAACCUCACAGAUUCAGAGGAAGACGAGCUAACACCCGUGCUGAAACCCGUGGCUGCUCUGCCAGCAACUCCAUCUGAGAGCCGUGGCCACCCAGAAGUCCCAGUCAAGAAGAAGAAGGGCUGGCAGGGAAAGAGCCGCAAACCCCUGCACUGGAAGCAACAAGGACCUGGAAAACCCCCUAGUGGUGGGCCAGCCGCAGAUAGCCAGGCCCAAAGGGAUCCGCCACCCCCUAAAAUCAAGAUGAAACCUGGCCGCAAGCCCCGGAGCUGGUACUUGCAGCGGGCCCAGGAGGCAGAGCGGCAGGAGCAGGAAAGACAAAGGCUGCUGGAGCAGCAGCUGGACAAAGAUCCUCAGCUGCUCCAGACAGAAGACCGCAACAGCAAGCGAGUCUGCAGAACCAACACUGACCGAGAUAACAAACCGAAAGACUCUGAUGAAGAAGAUGACUAUCUUCCUAAGCCUGUUGAGCAGAAAGUGCCCAGGAGGCGAGGGAGACCACCCAAGAAUCGUGCCCUCCUCCAGCCACCACAGCCUGCCCCCAAACCACCUCCCACCUCUGAACCUGAGGAGGAAGAGGACGAGGAGACUGGAAGGGCCUGGGUGGAAGAGAAACCUAGCCGUCCACCGUCCCGGGCCCGACAAUCCCGGCCUCAGGACACAGAUAUGGGUGACAGGGAAGAGGACGAUGACGAUGAGGAGAGGGGGGAGGAAUGUAGCAGUGUCGCCGGAAGACGAGCGGCAGUUCCACCAGGUUCAGGAAGCAGGCGCAGUGAAGACCACGACGCAGACGAUGAAGGUGAUGGGCACUUGGAGGACAAGAGCAACAGCAGCAACAACAGCAAGAAGAAAAGUCAGGACUCUGAAGAUGAAGAAGAUGAUGACGAGGAGGGAGAGCCUGCCUCCCGUGCAAGCUCUCCCCCUGUCAAAGAAGAACCCCAAGGAGAGGCUUUUUUAGACAUGGAGAACAGCGUGGCCCGGGACUAUGUCAGCAAGCAGGGGGAAGACGAGGAGGAGGAGGAGGCUGAGGAAGAGGCGCAGGAGAACAAGUGUCGGCCCUCCUCGGCCGACCCGCAGCAGGAGGAGAGGCGGCGCAGAGAGCAGGAGGAGUCGGCUGCAGCAGCUGCAGCAGUGGAGACGGUCACGGCCAUGUCUGUUCCCUCUGAGCCCCUGGAGCUCCAGUCGCUGCACCCAGACGAUAAGGACGUCACGCUGCUGAUGGAGCCCCAACACACACAUCCACACGCCCACCCUCACCAGCACUCUGACUUCAAAGAGGAGCUGGGACACCAUCACCCACACCACCCCCAUCACCACUCCAAUGAGCUGGACCUUGAGACUAUGCAGGCCGUCCAGUCCCUGACCCAAGGGGAAGCCCAGGACGAAGAGACAGAACCCCAGCCACACCACGGGGCCUACCAGGACUGUGAGGAGACACUAGCUGCCUGCCGCACCCUGCAGAGUUACAGCCACACAGGGGAGGCCGAGGAGGAGGCUCUGGCCCUGGUCGAGGAUUGUGGGCCCUCCCAGCACAGCAGCCCCAUUGGUAAUCCUCCAGUGCCGCCCCUGCCGAGUCAAUCUGUGCGCUCGGUGAACAGUCCAGGGUUGCCCUCGGGCAUCUUGGACACAACACCAGCAGGGCAGAGGGGAGGGACGCCUGGCCCCACAGGGGCAGUGGGCAGUGGUGGGGGUAGUGGAGGGGGGUACACCCAGAUCACGCCAGAGCAUCCCAGUUCCCUGUCCGCCCCCUCCCAGCAGAGCAUGGAGACGUCGCCAAUGAUGGAUGUGCCGUCCGUGUCGGACCACUCGCAGCAGGUGGUCGACAGCGGCUUCAGUGACCUCGGCAGCAUAGAGAGCACCACCGACUACGACAACCCCAGCAGCUAUGACUCUAAUGGGGGAGGGGGUAACGGAACAGGGAAUGGGAAUGGAGGGGGAAUGUCGGCUGCUGUAGUUGGCGGAGCUUCCACGGCUUCCUCAUCAUCAGCCUCCUCUUCUUCAAACUCCGCCCCUCCGUCCUCCUCCCAGUCUAACAGCUGCUCCUUCGUGCCAGCCCCCAGCCUCACCUCUUCCACAGGAACUGGAGGAUCCCAACUAUCGAUGGGCAGCUGCAGCCUCAUCCAGCAGACUGGAUCAGGACCCAACAGCGGACCCGGUGCCAGUAACGUGGGCAGCGCUGUGCCCCAGCCCCCGCCACCGUCACAGCCAUCCAACACCCGCUGUGGCAUUAAGUCUCCUCAGAGCUGCGGUGUGAUCGAGAGGCCUCCCAGCACCAACCAGCAGCAGCAGCAGUCCCAAAAAAAGGUUCCUCAGCAGCAACAAGCCCCAAACCCCCAGCCUCCACCGUCGGCACCACCCCCACCCGCAGCAGCAGCAGCAGCACAGCAGCAGCAGCAGCAGGCCCUGUCGCAGUGUAGUAUGGGAAAUGGCUUCGCCUCCACACCCAUGAUCAUGGAGAUCCCUGAGAGUGGAGGCGGAGGAGGGGGCCGAACCCUGUAUGAGCGCAUGGGUCAGGUUGGCACAGGGGGCUACCCCCAGCCCUCUGCAACCUUCAGCCUGGCCAAACUGCAGCAGCUCACCAACACCAUCAUGGACCCCCAUGCCAUGCCCUACUCUCAUUCCGCCUCCGUCACCUCCUACGCCACCAGUGUUUCUCUCUCCAACCCCGUGGCACCUUCACCCCACGCCCCCCUCUCUCAGGGCCAGCCCACUAUGACCCCGCCUCCUAACCUGAGCUCUGGCUCCAUGAACCUGGGCUCCCUGCAGCUGCAAUGCAACAUGCCCACCACUAACAUCGGCCUGGGACCCCCGCCGCACACGCAGCGGCUACAGGGCCAGAUGGCUACGGUCAAAGGCCACAUAUCCAUCCGGUCCAGCACUCAGCAGCUGGCCCCGGCCCCGCACCAGCAGCAGCUCUACGGCCGCAGCUCAGCCGUGGCCAUGCAGGGCACCCCGCGCACCCUGGCCGUGCAGCGCGGCAUGAUGCCAAACCUCAUGCCCACGCCAGCACCGUACAACUCCAUGAACAUGACGCCUCUCAACGCCAUGUCUGCCGGCUACCGAAUGCCUCAGCCCAUGAUGAACAGUGGUUACCACGGCAAUCCCCCUUACAUGAAUCAGCCAGCUCAGUACCCCAUGCAGAUGCAGAUGGGCAUGAUGGGAGGGCAGGGUUACCCGCAGCAGCCUAUGCAGCCCAAUCACCAUGGCAACAUGAUGUACACUGGCCCCUCCCAUCACAGCUAUGCGGGUGUCCCCAAACAAUCACCGUACAUGAGCAGAUGAGCAGCCAAGAACUGAG
This is a messenger RNA of Etheostoma spectabile (orangethroat darter), 5161 nucleotides long. RefSeq names its product histone acetyltransferase KAT6A-like. The record is from RefSeq and is a predicted model, not a curated record. Gene Ontology annotation, cellular component: MOZ/MORF histone acetyltransferase complex; nucleus; nucleosome. Gene Ontology annotation, biological process: regulation of transcription by RNA polymerase II; nucleosome assembly. Gene Ontology annotation, molecular function: chromatin binding; transcription coregulator activity; DNA binding. NCBI's taxonomy places the organism in Eukaryota, Metazoa, Chordata, Actinopteri, Perciformes, Percidae.